Durusdinium trenchii is the source of this 1501-nucleotide messenger RNA. NCBI's taxonomy places the organism in Eukaryota, Dinophyceae, Suessiales, Symbiodiniaceae. The record is from the annotation of a GenBank genome assembly.
CUUGGGACUGCCAUCCAUCUUCGCUGGGCUUUGGUGCCAUGGCCAACUUGAUUUCAUCAUGGAGGCAGCUCUCUUGGAGUGGGUCAAUGCAUUGGAUGUGGUGCAGCAGCACGUGCGGAGCUUACGAGAUCUCGCCGAUGGCGAGCUCUUGCUGCAGAUCAUGCGCGAUAUCAACCCGCAGGACUUCUCUGGUUCGGGCACCGCGCUGGACGUGCUCCGCGCCGGGCUGCAGCAGCACUUCGCCGGGCGUCCGGCUGCGCGGCACGUGGCGCAGCUGGGCGCAGGGCCGGGGUCGCUGGUGCAGCUGGUGAUCUGGGCCACCUUGGACAAUGACCUUCCGAAGCGAACAAAGUACGUCCAAAUCUGUCAGCAGCUGAGCGCCCACUCGGCGCAGCAGAUCAUGCUCUUAGCCGAACGCUUCAGUGAGGAACCCGAGACGCCGGAGGCCGGCGGCGUCAGCGGCCGUGCCUCGAGCGCCUUCGGCAGCAUGAUGCCACGCAGCUCCGAGCUCGCGUUGCCGGAUUUCUUGGAAGUGGGUCUCGACCCGGAGACCCGCUUCCGGCGCCUCAAGGAGCAUUACAUCGCGCUGAAGGAAGAGCAGGAACGUUGGGAAGAAGAUCGCCAGAAGUUGAUGUCGGACUUGGAAUCUGAACGCAGCAAGCGCCUCGAAGCGCAGGAGAAGGAGCGCCUGGCGCGUGCGGAGCUCCGAGUGGCUGAAGAGGCCCAGGAUCGUCUCCGUGAGGAGCAGCGUGCCGCGCUGGAGAUGAAGCUGGAUCAGGAAAUCUCCAGUUACCAGAGCGAGCUCCGGCAGAAGGACGCCGAGAUGGAGCGACUGCGGGAAGAGUUGGAAGUCGCCCGCGUGGAAUCGCAGAAGGCUCAGAAGUUGCAGAGUCAACUGGAGAUCUUCAAGAAGAGGCUUGAGGAGUGCCAAGUCUGGAAGAGAGAGAAAGAAGAGCUCCGAAGGCAGCUGGAUGAGAUUACCUCUUCCAACAAGGCGGGUUCCGGCACCGUGGAGCAUUUGCACGGACGCUUGGCGGCGCUGCGGGAUGAGCUGCAAACGGCCAACCGCGAGCGCGACCAGGCGCAACUCCAGGUGAAGCUCCUCCAAGGGGAGCUGGAACAGGCCACCCUCGCCGCCUCCACUGGCCCCGCGCCGGCCACGGCGCCCGCCGCGGCGCCGUUACCGGCGACGCUGCCGGUGGCGCCGGUGGCGUCGCAGCUGGCGGCGGAGGAGCGGGAGGAGCUGCGAGCGGCGAACCGAGAACUGCAGUCGCAGGUGGCGUUGAGAGAACGCGAACUUCAAGUCUUUCACUGGCGUAGUCAGGCAGAGAGUAAUACCUUGAAAGCGCAGGAGUCACUGAUGGCCUCAUGCUUCCAUGAGCUGGGGCUACGACUUCAUCAACUGCAGCUGCAGAAUGCGCAGCUGCAAAAGCGGACUGGAGAUGGUCGCGACAUGGAUGAGGAGACCUAAAUCGCUUUGCAUGCCGACUGCAGGAUGCAA